Messenger RNA from Penicillium lagena, 1035 nucleotides. RefSeq names its product aldo-keto reductase. The coding region runs from base 1 to 1035 and encodes 344 amino acids. The record is from RefSeq and is a predicted model, not a curated record. Lineage: Eukaryota; Fungi; Ascomycota; Eurotiomycetes; Eurotiales; Aspergillaceae. The transcript is spliced from 2 exons. Gene Ontology annotation, cellular component: cytoplasm.
AUGGUCCCCCUUCCUACUCGUUCACUUGGCCGAAACGGGCCUUUGGUCCCUCGUUUGGGACUGGGUCUGAUGGGGAUCAGUGGGACAUAUGGCCUGCCGAGUGCUGACACCGAAAGACUGGCAUUCCUGGAUGAGGCAUACGAGAAGGGAGAGCGGUUCUGGGAUACCGCCAACAAGUACGGCGACUCAGAAGAGCUGCUGGGAAAAUGGUUCGCCGCCAACCCCGACAAGCGACAGGAUAUCUUCUUGGCGACUAAAUUCGGGAUCAAGCCCGUCCCGGGCGGAAAGGGAUUAAAGGGAUUCACUAUCGAUUCGACGCCGGAAUACUGCCGCGAGUGCAUCGAUACAUCUCUUGAACGCCUCGGCUUGCCCUAUGUGGAUCUGUAUUAUAUACAUCGCCUGGACAAGGUGACUCCGAUUGAGAAGACUAUGCGAGCGAUGGUGCAACUCAAGAAUGCAGGCAAGAUCAAGUACCUUGGACUAAGCGAGUGCAGCGCUGAGUCUUUGCGGCGCGCACAUGCCGUGCAUCCCAUCUCAUGUGUGCAGGUGGAGUACAGUCCGUUCUGCACAGCCAUCGAGUCUCCGACGACGCAACUGCUAGAGACAGCGCGAGAACUGGGCGUUGCGGUUGUGGCGUAUAGUCCACUGGGGAACGGUGUGCUAGGCGGAAAGAUCCGUUCGCGCGAGGACGUGACUCGGCCUGGAGACACGCGCGGAAUACUGCCAUGGUUGUGGGAGGAGAAUGUUCAGACGACUGUUCGGGUCGUGGAUCAGAUCGCGGAGAUUGCCAAGACGAAGGGGGUCACCACGGCGCAGUUGGCGCUUGCGUGGCUGCUCAAGCAGGGCGAUGACAUCUUUCCCAUUCCGGGGUCUUCGAAGUUAGAUCGUCUGGAGGAGAACCUGGGAAGUUUGUCUGUCUCUUUGUCGGAUGAAGAAGAGGAAUCUGUUCGGCAGUUGGCCAAGGGUGUUGUUGGCGAGCGGUUUCAGACAAUGUCGGGCUAUGCGUUCGCGGAUACUCCCCCAUUGGAGGAUUAA